AUGAACGUCGUCAAUAAUACCCUUCGUCAACCAGACCAUGGAUACAAAUAUGAGAACAGGGUAGAACAGGGGAGGGAAGGCGAUGACAAGAUGGAAGUGGAUGAGCAGGGACAAGGGGAUGGGACAAAUGCCGAUCAAAAUGAACAGGCUCAAGAUCUAGAUUAUUCAUACUCCCGGUCGCAUUCUCACUCUCAUACUUCACAUUUUUCCAUUCGCCAAGAUUCGUCGAUACAUCCACUGAAACCUUCUCCAUCUUCAUCUUCUUCAUCAUCUACAUCCUCAACCUUGUUCUCUAAUCCGAAUGUACAUAGGUUAAAUGACAACAUUGCUACCACUCUCACUUUAGAAACCAGUCAAUCCAACAGCAAACACAAUAACAACGAUAAUAUCGACAAAACGGACAAUCAAAGAUUACUUGCUUCUUCACCAUCAUACACACACAUAGAGCAUAGUUCCUUCUCGUCUAACCCCACACCAGUACAACACGCACAAUCCUUACCGCCCAUCUUGUCUAAUACACAGAAUCCCUUCACUGCCCAAUCACACCCUACACCUGUACCAAUAUCACAAUCUACCCCUUCUCACAAUAACAAUAGACCUGUCCCACUUCAUCUCACAUCACAGCUUCAUCUUCUUCAGCAUCUUCCAUUCGAUCCACACGUCGUCUGA
Messenger RNA from Kwoniella botswanensis, 669 nucleotides. RefSeq lists its product as uncharacterized. The record is from RefSeq and is a predicted model, not a curated record. NCBI's taxonomy places the organism in Eukaryota, Fungi, Basidiomycota, Tremellomycetes, Tremellales, Cryptococcaceae. The transcript has a single exon. The coding region runs from base 1 to 669 and encodes 222 amino acids.